CUCCUCCCACGCGUUCAACAACCCGCUGCUGCCGCUUCUGUUCUCAGUGAGUUCACUUCUUCUUCUGCCAUUUCUUUGUGGAUAACGAAAUCUGCUCUGGGCAUAUCAUCGCUUCAACAACUGUUACUUUCUGUGACUACUCCAUCUCUCACAGCUGGCCCAAACAACAAUCAUGGUCCAAGCUAAGACAUGGAGCCUGACCAAGCACUUUGACGGCUUCCCGAAGGACAGCGACUUUGAGCUCAAGGUGGAGGAGCUCCCUGCGCCCAAAGAUGGGGAGGUGCUUUUGGAAGCUGUGUUUCUCAGUGUCGACCCAUACAUGAGGCCGUUCAGUAAGGUUCGCAUGAAUGAAGGCGAUGUGAUGAUUGGAACUCAAGUGGCCAAAGUGAUUCAAAGUAAUAACCCAGCAUUUCCUGUGGGAAGCCAUGUUAUUGGUCGUUGUGGCUGGAGAACCCACACAGUCUGUGGCGGGACUGACCUCAUUCCCAUCAUGCCUGACUGGCCGCAAGACGUCUCGUUGUCCCUGGCUCUGGGUGCCAUCGGCAUGCCAGGACUGACGGCUGUUUACGGGAUAGAAGAAGUUCUGGGACUCCAGAAGGGUGAGACCCUGCUGGUGAACGCUGCAGCGGGGGCAGUAGGCUCCGUGGUGGGCCAGAUUGCCAAGAUCAAGGGCUGUAAGGUGGUGGGUUCAGCAGGGUCUGAUGCCAAGGUGGCUUUCCUCAAAGAACUGGGCUUCGACGAGGCCUUCAACUACAAGACUGUUGGCUCCCUGGAGGAGACACUGAAGAAAGCUUCUCCAGACGGAUAUGACUGCUUCUUUGAAAAUGUGGGAGGUCCUUCCUCAAGUGUUGCCUUGCAACAGAUGAAGAAUUUUGGAAGAAUCGCCGUGUGUGGAGCUAUUUCCACCUACAAUGACACCACGCCUCAAACAGGCCCAUUCCCCCACCUGACCAUGAUCUUCAAGCAGCUUAAGAUGGAGGGCUUCAUGCAGAGCAGGUGGGAGCACAAGCACCCCGAGACCCUCAAGAGGCUAAUGGGAUGGUUGAAAGAGGGCAAACUGCAGUGUCGGGAGCACAUCACACAAGGCUUUGAGAAGAUGCCAGCUGCUUUCAUGGGGAUACUGAAGGGAGAAAACGUCGGCAAGGCUAUUGUCGCAAUCUGAUGUGGAUCAAAGAAGAAGAAUCUGUAUUAUUAAUUACUGACACGUUAUUACAGAAUUCAUACAUGAAGGAUUUAACAAUAAACACUUACAACUAACCAGCUAUUUUCAUAUUAACAUGUUACAAAAUGUGAUUUAUACAUUUUAGCGUUAGGUCAUUGUUAGAAAGUUGAGACUGAAACUAUUGAUUCUUUAAAAUUCAGAUGGUUUCAUGAGACUGGAGCGUUCUGCUAGGUUUUGAAUAUGUAUUCAUGGUAAGACACGUUUCUUUUGUAAUGCAUUUAAAGAAUAAAGGCAAAAUAAAAACCCAUUUUACUUUAAAGGAUCAGGAUUAGAGACACAAAUGAGCAUGUCUUCCUCAUAUUCUGCGACACAGUAACAAAGUUGUAGCACUUACUGACUUUAAAAAAAAGUUUUGACCUCCAUCCAGACAAUAAUAUUCAUAUUUGAGUGUACGGUACAUCCAUUGGGAGAGAUCAGAUCGCUGUGUGAAAUCAGAAGGGAACAAGAAAGCCAUUUUGCUCUGUUAUGCCACCAAGUAAUUGGAUAAGAUGUGUAGCUCUGCUGUUCAUUCAUACAUUAUUGUAUUAAUAUUAUUAACCAUGUGUUUUGUAUUUAGUGAGUUUUUGUAUAGGUAAUAAAAUUUGGGGCUUUUCUUCAAA
Molecule: messenger RNA, 1821 nt
Organism: Cottoperca gobio
Lineage: Eukaryota; Metazoa; Chordata; Actinopteri; Perciformes; Bovichtidae
Product: prostaglandin reductase 1-like
Exons: 9
Coding region: 173-1162 (329 amino acids)
Biological process (GO): prostaglandin metabolic process
Cellular component (GO): cytoplasm
Molecular function (GO): 15-oxoprostaglandin 13-reductase [NAD(P)+] activity; 2-alkenal reductase [NAD(P)H] activity
Source: RefSeq, a predicted model, not a curated record